Salvelinus namaycush (lake trout) is the source of this 500-nucleotide messenger RNA. Its product is annotated as chromodomain-helicase-DNA-binding protein 1-like. The record is from RefSeq and is a predicted model, not a curated record. Gene Ontology annotation, molecular function: ATP-dependent chromatin remodeler activity; DNA helicase activity; ATP binding. The transcript has 4 exons. Gene Ontology annotation, cellular component: nucleus. Gene Ontology annotation, biological process: DNA repair; chromatin remodeling. The annotation marks the transcript as partial. NCBI's taxonomy places the organism in Eukaryota, Metazoa, Chordata, Actinopteri, Salmoniformes, Salmonidae.
AGUAAACAAUGUUUGUUUGGCGCUAAACUUUCUUCCUUGUUGUUUCUCUGAAACUUUCCUCUGCUUUUGGAAAUAUGGCGAGCUUCCCACAGAAAAUAAAAACGAGCGUACCGGAAGAAACCAAGAGCAGUCUGACUGAAAAAGAUUUGCAGAAGUGGGGUUUGCAAGGGAUUCAGUUGCGAGCCUAUCAGCUGGACGGAGUGCAGUGGCUCACCCAGUGCCUGGCCAACCAGCAGGGAUGUAUCCUAGGAGAUGAGAUGGGCCUGGGAAAGACCUGUCAGACCAUCUCUCUGCUAUUGUACAUGAGAGGGGCCCUGCGGCAGGACGGGCCGUUCCUGGUCCUCAGCCCACUGUCUGUCAUGGACAACUGGAGGAGCGAGAUGGAAUGCUUAUCCCCCUGUCUCAAGGUGCUGUGUUACUAUGGAGACAAAGACAAGAGAGCAGAACUGCAGAGGGACAUGAACAACACACACUACCAUGUUCUACUAACUACAUACGAG